Molecule: messenger RNA, 3376 nt
Organism: Ruditapes philippinarum (Manila clam)
Lineage: Eukaryota; Metazoa; Mollusca; Bivalvia; Venerida; Veneridae
Product: proline-rich transmembrane protein 1-like
Exons: 4
Coding region: 1590-1946 (118 amino acids)
Cellular component (GO): membrane
Source: RefSeq, a predicted model, not a curated record
UUGUGUGCGCGCGCUCGAACGUACCCGUGUGUGUAAAAUAACAGUAAAACAAAGUGUUUGUUCGUGUGUAUAUGUGCAUUUGUCUGUGCGUUUAUAUUUGUGUGCGCGUGUCAAUGUAUGAUAUGAUAUAACGUAUUUAUGAUGUUCUCGUGUGUUUUGAGAAAAUGAUGUACAUGUAAAUUAUUUUAUCAGUUGCUUUAUGUAUUCAUUUGAGAUCUAAAUCAUUAAAAAAAGAACAUAUUAAAUACAACGACAAAAGCAAAGUUGUCAUAAUGUGAACUGUUAUUUAAUUUUAAACUGUAAGUCAUCAAAUACUUUAAAAUCAGCAAAUAAAAAUGAAAUGUAUCGUACCAUUAUUGAGUAACUGUAAAAUAGCAUGUGCAAUUGGAAUGCUUUGCAUAAUGCCAAUAAAAUAUAUGUUAAAUUACUUUUACCUUGGAACUAUUUUCUUAUAAUAAAUGAACAUUUUGUUUUAUUGUAUCUACGUUUUUUAAAAAUAUAGAUUUCAAAGCAAAUACAUUCUCAUUUACGAAAAACAUCGACCCCCUAACCCUUCCUUGCUAUUAAUACCGGAUUCCUAAAAAAUUGCGAAGUACAUGUACAUCAGUACUUUGCACAAAGUGUUAAUAUAAAUUUACACUACGUUAUCCGUAGUAAACUAAGGCAGGGAACCAGGCUACGGGCACGCGACAUCAUUUCCGGUACAUAUGAACUUGUGUAUUUUUUCAGAAACAAGUAAUUAUUUGCACGGCCAUUCAAAUAUUUGACAUAGUUAUAUUUAUAAAGAGCCACAAUGUAGGUUUUAACAAUACCUGAUGUAAUAUGAUAUAUGCGAAACAUUGACGACUAAUUUAAAUGUAUUAUUAAUAUACAUAAGUCUAUCUACACUAUGCUCUUAGAUUUACAAAUCCUCAUUAAUACUACUUUGCUUUUAAAACUUGCUUUUAAAAUUUCAAAGCUUCGAGGAGGUCGCACCAUCAUUAUAGUAGUACAUUGUAGUUAUACAAAAUCAUUUCUUCACAUAAAAACCAAUUAUACGAUAACGUAAAAUGUCAGCUUAUUUCAAGAGACCAACAUUUACCUCACUUUCCUCCCAGGCCCUACCUUUUUCUAUAUCUAUUAUUGGAACAUUUAUUUUCUACAGAAGAAAAAUAAGCAAUACAUUUUUGAGGCCUUAUAUGACUCUUAAAAACUGCAAUGACACAUGCCUUUGAACAGUCGCAAGCGGGAAAUUAUAAUAUGAAGGUUGGAAUCUUUUGUAUACGUUUACAUUUAAGGUGGUAAAAUCUGUCAUGUUGAUGGUCCAAUGCGGAAAGAUUUUGUCGAUUUAUAACCGUUAAAGAAUAACAAUAUUCAUAAAAGAUAGAUUGUAGGUCGACACUUAACCAUUAACAUUAUGGUAUUGUUUAAAUCUAAUUCUUUGAAAAGAAUCAAUGAAAGGGAACAUAAUUAUACGAACUUAUUUCCGCCUUCCAAUAAUACUUUAAGAAAUAAGAACCUAAUAGUAUGUCAAAGACGAUCACCCUGUCAUAAUUACAAGACUAGCAAGGAAUGCUUAAUAUCAAACAUUUUUGCUAUAUCUUAUAAACAUGGCGGACAAUGCAAUUUAUCCCUCACAACCAGCUCAUGGGUAUGGCCAGACCGGAUAUACCCACCAAUCAUCAACGGUAGUGGUUGUGACACAGCCAGGAUAUGCUGGCCAAGUGGAAGCAAUGCCAAGACCUCCAGAUUACAUAUGCGGCUCAAUCUUUGCCUGUCUCUGUUGUUUUUGGCCGAUAGGAUUGGUUGCUAUAUACUAUGCAUGGCGGGCCAGGAAAUUGGCAGCUAGGGGAGAUAUGGUUGGUGCCACAAGUAUGGCUAACAGUGCCAGAAACCUGGUGAUCACAAGCAUUGUGAUUGGCAUUAUUUGGAUCGUCAUUGUUAUUGUCUUCAGACUGACUGUAUAAGCAGAUUACUUAAUAACAAUAGUUAUAAAGUGAACAGGAUCAUUAUGACGGAAAUUAAUCCAAAAGUAGCUUUAGAAUACUUGUAAUCGCCACUAAUCCUUCAAAGAAGUAAACAAACUUGUAAACUAGACGCUUUUGAAAUACAAUGUUCGAUGGUGGAAAUGCCAAAAUCUUCCUAAUCUUUACGAAUCAAUGUUAAUUGGAAGAUUUUAUUCACAAAUUGACAUUUACAUUGCAAACUUACUUUAUUGAACAUUUCUGAAAAUAUCAUUUCCGGGCUUGACUUUUAUUUAUGUGCGUAUAUCGAUGUAUUUUUUAAGAAAUUUAUAAUCUAAAGCUUUUGUGAUAUAAAAAACUUUUUACAGUUUUAUUAUAAAUGUUUCAUAUAUUUAAGUCAAAUAUGUGGCAUACAAUUUGGCUACAUUGAUUUAACAUUAUGUGUGUAUUUGUUUAUAUGUUCAUAAUCUAUAAUGAAAAAAAAACUGAAAUGAUUCAUGUUGACGAAAUAUUUUUAGGUAGACCACUGUUAAUGGGUACUACAUUAUAAAAGGAACUUUAAAAUUGCCAACAUAGGACAGGUACAAAUAUAUGCCUUGAAAUGUCACCUGUAUGCAAACUUCAAAUUAAAUUUAUCGUUUGGUUUAUGAAUUAUUAACAAAUAAUCGGGUACCAAAUGACACAAUUUGGCAUUUUUUAGCAAAUAACUACCUACAAUAAUUAUAUAACUAAUAUUAAGCACUUUUUUACAUAAGGGAUCUGAGAGAUACAUAAAUAAUGUUAUAAAAAAGAAAGAAAAAAAGUUGCCCUUCCUGGGGUUGAACCCAUGUCCCUUAUUUUCAAUGCACUUGCCUAUUUGAAUACUCUUCAUAGUGGAGGUAAUACAUUAGUAGUGGUCUACCUUAACAAAUGCAUUCGGUGAAUUAUGAAUGUCGAAAGACGUAUUGCUGUUAGUACAAAUGAUGACGUGAGAUUAAGUGUGUGUGUGUGUGUGUGUGCGUGUGCGUGUGUGUGUGUGCGUGUGUGUGUAAGUAAAAUAUAACGUAUUUAUGUAUGUUCUCGUGUGUUUUGAGAAAAUAAUGUUCAUGUAAAUUUUUUUAUUAGUUGCUUUUAUGUAUUCAUUUGAGAUUUAAAUCAUUAAAUUCAAAUAAAUACCAAACUUAAUAUCGCGACAAGAACAAAGUAGUCAUAAUGUUGACUGUUAUUUAAUUUUAAACUGUAAGUCAUCAAAUAAUUUAAAAUAAGCAUUUAAAAUGACAUGUAUUGUGCCAUUUUUGGGUAAUUAUAAAACAGCAUGUGCAAUUGGAAUGCUUUGCAUAAUACUUAGAAAAUAUAUGUUAAAAUGUGUUAACCUUUGUCAUCUAUUUUCUGAUAAUAAAUUUACAUUUUGUUUUAUUUUAUCUACAUUUUUCAAAUAUAGAUUACAAAGCAGA